Monopterus albus (swamp eel) is the source of this 703-nucleotide messenger RNA. It is a transcript of the gene nop10, whose product is annotated as NOP10 ribonucleoprotein homolog (yeast). Gene Ontology annotation, biological process: ribosome biogenesis; snRNA pseudouridine synthesis; positive regulation of telomerase RNA localization to Cajal body. NCBI's taxonomy places the organism in Eukaryota, Metazoa, Chordata, Actinopteri, Synbranchiformes, Synbranchidae. Gene Ontology annotation, cellular component: box H/ACA snoRNP complex. The record is from RefSeq and is a predicted model, not a curated record. Gene Ontology annotation, molecular function: telomerase RNA binding; snoRNA binding. The transcript is spliced from 2 exons. The coding region runs from base 187 to 381 and encodes 64 amino acids.
UCAUUUUCCCAGCAUCCCAAGCGCUCUGAAAUUUUAACCGGAUAUCCGUUCUGCUAUCCAGCCGAGGUGAGGCUUCGCUACACGUGGAAUUAUAAAGGAAAAGUCCUACAAAAGCUGGGUUUUUUGUAUGUAAAUCGAAUUGUGCUAUUACUUGCGUUUUGGAUCAACGAUACACGUUUCGUCGUGAUGUUUCUGCAGUAUUAUGUAAACGAGAACGGCGACAGGGUCUACACUCUGAAGAAGGUGAGUCCCAGUGGGCAGCCCACAAGUUCGGCCCACCCAGCUCGUUUCUCUCCAGAUGACAAGUUCUCCCGACACCGAGUGAUGGUGAAGAAACGCUUCAGCAUCCUGCUAACCCAGCAGCCUAGACCUGUUCUGUGAGAGAGUGGGGGAGGGAGAGAUAGCUGGAGAUCAGUCCCAGAAAAAGACGGGGAUGAAGGCGAGGAUGGAGCUGUAAAGCAAAGAGCAACACAAAUCCCAUCUCACCCUGAAGGAACUGUUCAUGCAUUGGAUCAGCUGUAGCCAGGAUGAUGAGGAAUUUUUUUUUUUUUUACAUAACGUAAUUUGUUCACACUUAUAUGGUGAUUUGUAUUCUGUUGUCCCUGUGUGUAUAAAAUCCAAGUGGGUGAUAAAUUACAGAAUACAACCUGAAUAAAAUGAGUUAAAAGAUUUUUCCAGCAAAGUUUGUCUUUGGUAUCCACCA